CCUUUCCCAUUGCAAACGAUAAGCAUAAUAAAAUUGUUUAUAUUUUGUUUUAAGAAAUCGAUAACCUAUAAAAUAUAUUUCAUGACUUUGAUAUUCUGAUAUUAUUUGUUUUUAUAACUACUUAGAGAAUUGCUCAAUUCUUUUUGCUGAUUAGUUACAUAUGCACAUUAUUUAUAUUCAAAAUAACCACCUAAUAUUUAUUAUAACUACUAUCGGGUGAUGUCUACCUCCAGUAGUAUCUCGCAGUCUGCAUCGGAGCCAGAGACACCGCAAAGUACAAAUCAGAGCAGGAUUCAAAAUUUUGACCAAUCACUCAAUCAUGUGGAGUUAGGGCAUAGCAUUGAACAGUCAAUGAAGAGUGCACAAAAAGAAAUUCAUCAGAAGAGAAUACAGUCAUUGAGGAAAGAGCUUGAUUACUUAAAAUCAACAGAAUGGCAAUUUGAAUUUGAUAAGGGUUUUGUACAAUAAAUUUCAAUAUGCUUUCAUAUUUGCUAUCAUUUUUCAAUAAUUUGUUUAGCAAUGAUGCAGAAGAAGAUGAUAGUGUCAAAGAGGAAUUCUUAGCAGAACAACUUCUAGAUUUAGAAAUACAUUGUGAACAAAAUGACAGUGUAUCUAAACCAAUAGAACAAGCAGUACCCCAAAAUGCUAUAUGCUUCCAAAGAACAGGUAACUUAUACAAAGCAUAUUUUACAGGGAUUGUUACAUAUGCUGAAAAUAACUAUAUACUAAUUGAUGGAAUGAUCUAUUUUGAAUUACCAAAUAGCACUUUAAAAUUGAAUAUAAAUGAUAAAGUUCUUUAUUUGGGCUACAAAAAUUCAGAUGAUGGUAUAGUUGUUGUAAGAAUUCUGGAGCAUAUGGGAAUAUGUUGGACGGAUGACAAUGAAGUUGAAGAAAACAGUUUUAAUGUUAUAGAACAUAUUUUGGUUGGAGAAGUUGACUACAGACAAGACCGUUUUGUUUACAUUAAGGAUAAUGAUAUUAAAUUUAGUUUAGACACAGUAGAAGGAACUAUGAUUCCUAUAAAAGGGGAUUGGCUGGAAAUAAAAUGUACAGUUCAAUGGGAUGAGAAUAAACCAUCUGAUAUAUCAGCAGCACAGGUUUUACAAGUAACAUCCUUCAGACCAUUGAGAACUAAAAUAAAAAGUGCAAUUAUCACCUACUGGUCUGAUGAUUCUGGAAUAUGUGAUAGACAAAUUUACUUCAACAGACACUGUUUACAAAAUGGUGAGCCUAGAGUUGGAGACAAGGUAAUGGUGGAAGCUAUUGAGAGUAAUCAAGGACUAUGUAGUUGGCGGGCCAUUAAAAUGGUUAUUAUUGAAGGCCAGGUGAAUCAUACUGUUGAAUUAAAAACUAAUGAAAUUGAUGAUCAUGAUGUAACAUUGAGCCUAGAAAAAGAGAAAAAUAUAGAUAUAACUUAUCCUCUACAAUUUGAUAAAGUUAAUGUUAAUCAGUCAGCAUUAAUAACUUUGAAUGUAAUAAAUAAUAGUAAUGAAAUAUAUGUUUUAAACAAAUGGAUAAUCCUUUCUAAAAAGAGGGAUUCACAAGUCAACAUUAAGCCUUUCAUGAAUCGGCCAGAGAAAAUUUAUCCGGAACAAACAUUCAGCCUAACAAUCACUUGUAAUCCCAAAUUUCUGGGAAAAACUAAGGAAUGCCUUCUAAUGUUAUUUAAGGGAUUCGAAGUGAAAAGGUUUAUAGAAAUAAACAUUGUGGAUGAGAAUAUAUCAUCAGUUCUAAAUGGAAAUACAUAUUCCAAUUACAAAUCGGAAAGUGAUAGAUUAUCUAUAAUGAAAAAAAUAAGAAAAAAUAGUAAUAUAUCAUUUGUGCCUGGAAUAAAGCCGGUGAAGCCCCCUGCUUUUGUACCUGUAAAAGUAGGAAAUUUUCCAAUUCCUGAUAAAGUUUGGAGUGCUGUAUUAGGAGAUUCAGAUCAAACUAUAUUCAGUUCAGACUAUAAAACGAUCCUAGAUAGGAUUGAGUUAAACUUUUUUCCUUUUUUGUCCCAAGACUUAAAUAUCAAUAAUUACAUUGAUAAAUGGCAUACUUUGCUAUAUAUGGAAGAAGUACAAGCUAACAUAAAUAUUAGGGCUUAUGAUAUGCCAAAAGCAUUCUUAAUUCAGCGUCAAGACUAUCUUAUCCUCGAAAUAAAGGGGUUGGCUGAGAAAAGACCAUCUCUGGUGAAAGGAGAUAGAGUUAUUGUUAAGGAUAUAUGGAAUGAUAAUUCUUCACAGUUUGAGGGCUUUAUUCAUUGUGUGAAAAAUGAUAUGAUCCUAAUGAAAUUCCAUCAGCAAUUCCAUGAAACAUAUUCUGGCAGCGAUGUUUCUGUUGAAUUUCAUAUAAAUAGAUCAGUAUACAGAAGAUCUCAUCAAGCUAUUAAUUUAGCUAUUUCUAAUUUAGGGCCGGAUAUCUUGUUUCCAAGUCGUAUUUCUCUACAUUCAUAUCAAUUGCCACAAGAUAAACUCAGGACAAUGAAGUGGUUUAAUUUAGAUUUAAAUACUGGGCAAAAAGCAGCUGUAACCAAUAUUCUACUUGGCGAGUGUAGACCAUUACCUUAUUGCAUAUAUGGACCGCCAGGUACAGGUAAAACCGUGACUGUCAUAGAAACAAUUCUUCAAAUACUAACUCUUUUACCAGAUAGUAGAAUUUUAGUUGCUACCCCGUCAAAUAGUGCAGCAAAUUUAAUUACUGAGAGGCUUGUGGAAUUCAAAAAUGUAUUCUCAAAUUCUAUUAUACGACUAAUUGCUAAUUAUUUAUUAGAUUCUGAUAACUUUCCUGAUGCAAUCAAACCUUACUGUGCCACUUUAGAUAUAGCCAAAGAAUAUACUGCGAAGUCUAAACAUAUUAUUAAAAAUGGUAUAAAUCUCAAUUGUUCAACAUCAUAUAUUGGAAGACAUAGAGUAACAAUUGGUACAUGUUGUUGUAUCGGUGCAUUGAGUCUAAUGGGAUUGCCUAAAGGUCAUUUUACCCAUAUUAUAGUUGAUGAAGCUGGUCAAGCAACGGAACCAGAAGUAAUGAUACCUAUGACAUUUACUGACAAAGAUAAUGGUCAAAUUAUAUUAGCUGGUGAUCCAAUGCAAUUGGGUCCAGUAGUAAUGUCAAAAUAUUGCCAAUAUUUUAAUAUGAGUGAGUCCUAUUUAUCAAGGAUACUAGAGACUUUCCCUUAUCAAAAAGACUAUAAUGCAUAUGAAAAUGGAUUCGAUAAUAGACUAGUUAUGAAAUUAAAUGAUAACUACAGGUCGCUACGAGAAGUAUUGACAUUACCAAGUGCAAUGUUUUAUGAUGCAUCUCUAGUUCCAAGAAUAAAACAAGAUCAACAAUGGAUCAUUAAAAUAUUAAAUGUCAUAUCUGAAAUUUUUGACACAGCAAAUGAAAGGUCUGCUGGUAUUUAUGUUUAUGGCAUCAAAGGGGUAAACCUUAGAGCAGAAGACAGUCCUUCCUGGUACAAUCCAUAUGAAGCUUCAAUGGUGGCAUUGACAGCAUGUAAGCUGUAUAAAAAAAAUAUUACUCCAGAUGAAAUUGGAAUAAUAACUCCAUAUCUAGCCCAGAUAAAACAUUUACAACUACUGUUUGAAGCAAUGGGAUUGCCACAACCAAAAAUUGGUACAGUUGAAGAAUUUCAGGGCCAAGAGAGACCUAUCAUACUUAUUUCAACUGUCCGAUCAUCCGCAUCUCACAUAUCUGAUGAUAUAAAACAUACAUUGGGUUUUAUAAAGAACCCAAAACGAGUCAAUGUAUCUUUGACUAGAGCUCAAGUUGCUGUUAUCCUUUUCUGUGACCCACAUCUUCUUUCUAAAGAUCAUUUGUGGAAUCGGGUCAUAAUGCAUGCUGUAAGUGAAGAUAAAUAUAUAGGUUGUAACUUACCUUCAAGAUUCCUUAAUAUAAAUACAGAUUAAAAAUGAAAUUGUUUUCAAUUAAGAAAAACCUACUCUUUGUAAGCGCUUCUGUCUAAAUAUUGUUGGUGUGGAAAAUUAGUAUAAAUACGUAGCGACAUUUUUCGAAGUCGGUUACCAAGAUCCAAGAUUAAACAAGACUCAUAAUAAUUUUAUUGUUAACCGGGACUUAAAACGAAUAAUUUUAUGGUAAAUAAAGUUAUUCUCUACAUUUCGACAGUCAGCUAGCUAGCUAACUGCCUAGUCCAACGGCCGGCUAGUGCAAGCUAAUCAAAA
Molecule: messenger RNA, 4160 nt
Organism: Achroia grisella
Lineage: Eukaryota; Metazoa; Arthropoda; Insecta; Lepidoptera; Pyralidae
Product: probable RNA helicase armi
Exons: 6
Coding region: 477-3887 (1136 amino acids)
Molecular function (GO): helicase activity
Source: RefSeq, a predicted model, not a curated record